AGGUUGAAGUCUCAUGCCUGCUUUGGAAACAUCGCUGCUCUGAGCUGAUAAUAAGUGAUUUUAUUUCCUUUAAUGUUUAUAACUGCGGGGUGAGAAUGACAGGAAGGUGUUUUCAUGAGUUCCGCUCGCAUUAGAGAGAUUAAUCACGACUGCUGUGGAGGGCUAGAUAAAGUGGACUUUAGCAAGGCAGACAUGUCUGUGUUGUUUGAGGUGACGAAGCACAUCGAUGUGAGAGAGCCCAGCUUCUACCUGGCUGUCUUCAGCAUUAUCCUCAACCCGGUCUUCUGGAACGUGGUUGCCAGAUGGGAGCACAGAACACGGGCUCUGACACACAUCUUUAAAAGCCCAUAUGUGGCCUGCUACUGCCUGGGCGCUGUCAUUCUGCUCCUCAAUGUUUACCGCAGUCACAGUUUUGCAGUUGCAAUGGAGAGCCAACCUAAGAUGGAGCUGCUGGACCGAGUGCAGGUGUAUUAUCUGGGUGCAUCUCUUAUGCUCGUUGGCUCGCUUUUUGUUAUCAGUAGUUUCCUGGCCCUGGGCUUCACUGGGACUUUCCUCGGAGAUUACUUUGGUAUCCUGAUGGAGGAGAAAGUGACCGGCUUCCCCUUUAACCUCAUGGAGAACCCAAUGUACUGGGGAAGUACGGCCAACUACCUAGGCCUGGCCUUAAUACUGAUGGCCCAAAAGAGAAACCUGCCAGGAAGUGAUGAACAUUUAUGUGGGCUUGAAUCUAUGUACGACUUCAGACUGAGCUUCCUGAAUGUUACUCAGGAAUGCCAGUCCUGUAGGAGUUCUUCUCACUGCAGUGGUGGCAUUGUGCUACAGAGUGGCUAUUGCAUACGAGGGACCGUUCACGGAGAAAAUCUAUCUGCAAAAGAGCCCUUCCUGCAAACACAAAUAGUUCUUGAGUGUGUUUGCCUGAGGAUCCGCAGCCGAGGCAGAGACCUUCCAGACUCCACCCUGAACAUGUACUGCUCGUGAAAAAGCUGCAUUGAGGACGAACCAUUGCUUAAUGUCACCAUUUUUUUUUAUCUCUAGGAUUAAAGCAACAAAAGCAAACCUUCAUUAGCCUUCUCUAGGUCAAUUUCUUGUUCUAUCUGAGGGCAAACAGAAACCAUAAUGUGAAAACUGUUUCAAUUAUGUUUAUUGCAAAUGGUUAUUAUUCAGCUGUUUUAUAUCUCUUAAGAUUUAAUUUUAUUUAGGAUAAUCAGAUAAAGGCAGAAAAAACUGAGCCAAACAAAUACUGUAUUUGCUUGUAAAUCAGUCAGUGGUUCGAACAAAUAAAAACUCAGUCUGACCCAAAA
Clarias gariepinus (North African catfish) is the source of this 1301-nucleotide messenger RNA. RefSeq names its product phosphatidylethanolamine N-methyltransferase (gene pemt). Gene Ontology annotation, biological process: phosphatidylcholine biosynthetic process. The record is from RefSeq and is a predicted model, not a curated record. NCBI's taxonomy places the organism in Eukaryota, Metazoa, Chordata, Actinopteri, Siluriformes, Clariidae. Gene Ontology annotation, molecular function: oxidoreductase activity, acting on the CH-CH group of donors; phosphatidylethanolamine N-methyltransferase activity. The transcript is spliced from 8 exons. The coding region runs from base 115 to 978 and encodes 287 amino acids.